Messenger RNA from Oreochromis niloticus (Nile tilapia), 3075 nucleotides. RefSeq names its product sialic acid-binding Ig-like lectin 12. Lineage: Eukaryota; Metazoa; Chordata; Actinopteri; Cichliformes; Cichlidae. The transcript has 16 exons. The record is from RefSeq and is a predicted model, not a curated record. The coding region runs from base 151 to 2598 and encodes 815 amino acids.
CAAAAAAAAUAACAUGAGUGUGAUAAAAUAGUUGCAGAACGUGUGAGGACAGUGGAAACUUCAUGUCACGUGUUUCUGAAGGAAAUUAAAAAAAAACCCACACAGACGUCCUUGUCACCAUAUUUGUUGGCGUGGCAGUGAGAAGAAAAGAUGAUCUUACAGUGGUCUUUGUUCUUCAUGUACAUUUACAUUAAAGUUACUCCAACAGAAGCUUCAUCUUGGACUGCUGCUGUGCCAUCCUCAGUGAAAGGUCUCCUUGGAUCAUAUGUGGUGAUCCCCUGCUCUUAUAACUACCCAGAUCCAAAAACCAGUACCACAGGCUUUACAGGGAUUUGGUACAAUGACAAUAAUCAAGUGAUCUGUCAUUCUGAUAAAUCUCAAACGUUGGAUCAGUUUCGGAGUCGGACAAAGCUGCUGGGAGACCUCAGCAAGAAGAAUUGUUCUCUGAUGAUCGAAGAUCUUCAACAAAGUGAUGGAGGGCCUUUAUAUUUCCGGAUUGAAAUUAAAGGCUAUGACCAGUACUCCUACAAAAAUAACAAAGUCUCUGUUUCAGUCAGUCAACCUGAUUUAUCUGUGCAAGAGGAGGUAAAGGAGGGUGAGAAUGUGUCUGCAUCCUGCUCCGUGUUUCACUCCUGCCCCACAUAUCCACCUUCUUUCAUCUGGAGUCACUCUGGAGAGCAGCAUGAUCAAACACAGCAGCUUCAUGAAGGCCAGUGGAAAUCAACAUCUACUCUGACCUUUCACCCAAACCGCUCUGAUCACAACAAGACUUUAAAAUGCAAAAUAACAUACCACAGAGGGCUGUACGUGGAAACAUCUAAGAUACUUCAAGUAAAAUAUGCCCCUGACAUCAAGACUUCCUCAAAGUGCUCCUCCGAGGGCGGCGUGGUAAAGUGUGAGUGCAUCGUAGAGUCCGAGCCUCCCAGCAUGGUCUAUUUUAUUCUUGGUGACAGAGUCAUGCAAAGCAGCAAAGCAGAGAAAAAUGGCUCUGUUACUAUUGAGACUCUGCAGACAGACUUUGGGUCUUUCAGCUUUGUGCACUGCCUGGCAAACAACAUGCUGGGAUAUGACAACAUCUUACUCUCUUUACCUGUUAAAGCAGACAACAUGCAGAAUAUUCUUAUCUCGUCUGGAGCAGGUGUGAUUUUGCUGAUUAUUUUGAUAGGAAGUGGAGUGGGAGUUGUUAAAAAAUGCAGGGGGAGAUCAAGAGACACAACAACCACUAACUUGAGCACCAUGAUGUCAGACAGACCUGUGGAGCUCCCUCAUAGUGGCCCACCAAAAAGGAAAAUGAGCCGUAAGGACAUCCCUUCUCCUGACAUGUACACCAAUUAUCCUGUCUAUGGCAACACUGACUGGGAUGAGUCAAUAUACGCCAAUGUGGAGCGGAAGCGCUUCCCAGACCUCAACAUUACUCCAACAGAAGCUUCAUCUUGGACUGCUGCUGUGCCAUCCUCAGUGAAAGGUCUCCUUGGCUCAUGUGUGGUGAUCCCCUGCUCUUAUAACUACCCAGAUCCAAAAACCAAUACCACAGGCUUUACAGGGAUUUGGUACAAUGACAAUAAUGAAGUGAUCUGUCAUUUUGAUAAAUCUCAAACGUCGGAUCAGUUUCAGAAUAGGACAAAGCUGCUGGGAGACCUCAGCAAGAAGAAUUGUUCUCUGAUGAUUGAAGAUCUUCAACAAAGUGAUGGAGGGCCUUUAUAUUUCCGGAUUGAAAUUAAAGGCUAUGACCAGUACUCCUACACAAAUAACAAAGUCUCUGUUUCAGUCAGUCAACCCGAUUUAUCUGUGCAAGAGGAGGUAAAGGAGGGUGAGAAUGUGUCUGCAUCCUGCUCCGUGUUUCACUCCUGCCCCACAUAUCCACCUUCUUUCAUCUGGAGUCACUCUGGAGAGCAGCAAAAUCAAACACAGCAGCUUCACGAAGGCCAGUGGAACUCAACAUCUACUUUGACCUUUCACCCAAACCGCUCUGAUCACAACAAGCCUUUAAAAUGCAAAAUAACAUACCAUCGAGGGCUGUACGUGGAAACAUCUAAGAUACUUCAAGUAAAAUCUGCCCCUGACAUCAAGACUUCUUCAAAGUGCUCCUCCGAGAACGGCAUCAUAAAGUGUGACUGUAUCGUUGAGUCCGAGCCUCCCAGCAUGGUCUAUUUUAUUCUUGGUGACAGAGUCCUGCAAAGCAGCAAAGUAGACAUAAAUGGCUCUGUUACUACUGGGACUCUGCAGACAGACUUUGGGUCCUUCAGGCGUGUGCAGUGCCUGGCAAACAACAUGCUGGGAUAUGACAACAUCUUACUCUCUUUACCUGUUAAUGACAACAUGCAGAAUAUUCUUAUCUCGUCUGGAGCAGGUGUGAUUUUGCUGAUUAUUCUGAUAGGAAGUGGAGUGGGAGUUGUUAAAAAAUGCAGGGGGAGAUCAAGAGACACAACAACCACUAACUUGAGCACCAUGAUGUCAGACAGACCUGUGGGGUUCCCUCAUAGUGCCCCACCAAAAAGAAAAAACAGCUGUAAGGACAUCGCUUGCCCUGACAUGCACAACAACUCUCCUGUCUAUGGCAACACUGACUGCGAUGAGUCAAUAUACGACAAUGUGUAGCAUGUGGAAAGCCAGCUGCAGUCCAUGUUUGUGUCUUCUGAUAUGAAUCAAGAAAAACAUCCUUGCGCAACUUUAUCGCAUAUUUCUAUCAUAGGUUUUUCACACUUUCUUUGGAAAAUAGAGUAAGUAAAUAGUAUUUGUUAAAAUGCUCUUGUUAAUCUCAUCUGAUUUGAGACAACAUUUCCUUUGGCUUAUCAAAUGAUAUUCUUUAAAAAAUUACCAAUAACGUAUUGUAAAAAUCUUUAAGUUGCUAGGUUGCAAAGGUUGCAGAUUUUAAAAAAUUCAAUCGCCGAAUUAUUAUUAUGAAGUAUAUAACAUAUGACAUUCUUUUUUUCACAAAUGUGUAAUUCACAUUUGUACAUUCUUACUGUAGAUUUUUACAAACCUACAGUAAGAAUGUACUCAUGUUCAAAAUUAUCGCAACAUAUUGUCUGAUUAAAUUAUGUAUAAACUUGUCAAAUUAUUAAAAAUGUUUUG